UGAAGCUCGCGCUGCUCCGUCAAUGCGCACACGGCCGCGGGACCACACGCUCGCUCACCCGCUCUCUCUUCUCACGAGGAGGCACAUGCUGCUCGCGCCUUCCCGCUCCGAACCGCAGCGCGCAGAGUCGUCUCGCGUCCACCGUUCAGCCCGUUAACCGGCCCUUGAGCGCCGCUGCAUCGGCCCGAGCAUGUCGCUGGUGGAGGAGUACGCGGAGGGGGAGUACGAGAGAGCGCCGAAGAGGCUGAAGACGGCGACGGCGGCGGAGGAGGGAGAGGAGCUGGAGGAGGGCGAGGACUCGGACUCAGCAUCCGCGGGGCUGCUGGGAGACGAGGAGGAGGAGGAGGAGGCGCGGCGGCCCGGCGGCAAGAGCAGAGCCCGCUGGAGCGCGUCGAAAUACGGCUCUGGGAGGAAGGUGAGCGCCGCUGGCUGGAAGCGGGAUAAUGGGGAUGACACCCACCGGAUUGCCCCAUCCCCUGUGGUUCAUGUCCGGGGGCUGUGUGAGUCAGUGGUGGAGGCUGAUUUGGUGGAGUCUUUGGAGAAGUUUGGAAACAUCUGCUAUGUGAUGAUGAUGCCGUUUAAGAGGCAGGCCCUGGUGGAGUUUGAGGAUGUGGAAAGCGCUGACCGCUGUGUGGCCUGUGGCUCCAAAGAGGCCGUCUACAUUGCAGGACAGCAGGCCUAUUUCAACUACUCCACCAGCAAGCGGAUCACCCGGCCCACCAAUGCAGACGACCCCAACAGUGGAAACAAAGUGCUGCUGCUGUCCAUUCAGAACCCACUCUACCCAAUCACUACGGAUGUUUUAUACACAGUGUGUAACCCCAUCGGCAAUGUGCUGCGGAUCGUCAUCUUCAAGCGCAACGGAAUCCAGGCCAUGGUGGAGUUCGAAACGGUCCAGAACGCCCAGAAGGCCAAAGCGGCCCUCAACGGAGCCGACAUAUACGCCGGCUGCUGCACACUGAAAAUCGAAUACGCUCGGCCCUCACGCCUCAACGUCAUCAGAAACGACAACGACAGUUGGGACUACACCAAACCCUUUCUGGUCAGAAGAGAACGUGGUAAAGGCAGACAGAGGCAGGCCAUACUGGGGGAGCAUCCAUCCUCAUACAGCGACAACGGUUACGGGUCACACUGCCCCCUGCUGCCCCUGCCCAGCAAUAACCGGUUCAAGAGGAGCUCCCACGAGGUGCCCGACGUGGUGGCCUACCCUCUGCCCCAAACGUCCUCCUACAUCGGCCACUCCUCCAGCUCGGUUGCCAUGGUGAGCGGCCUGCACUCCACCAAGAUGAACUGCACCCGCAUCUUCAACCUCUUCUGUCUCUAUGGUAACAUUGAGAAGGUGAAAUUCAUGAAGAGUGUGCCAGGCACGGCUCUGGUGGAGAUGGGGGAUGAGUAUGCAGUUGACCGUGCCAUCACACACCUCAACAGCAUCAAGGUCUUCAGCAAGAGGCUCAAUGUAUGUGUCUCCAAGCAGCACGCAGUCAUCCCCAGCCAGGUGUUUGAGCUGGAGGACGGCACCAGCAGCUACAAAGACUUCGCCAUGACCCGCAACAACCGCUUCACCAGCGCCGGGCAGGCCUCCAAAAACAUCAUCCAGCCGCCCUCCUGCGUCCUGCACUUCUACAACGUCCCGCCCUGCAUCACCGAGGACGACCUGCUGAGGUUAUGCACGGAGCAUGAUGUGCCGGGAUUCAUCAAGUUUAAAAUGUUUGAUGCCAAACCAAGCUCCAAAACCAUCUCUGGGCUUCUGGAAUUUGACAGCAAGACCCACGCAGUGGAAGUGCUGACAGUUCUCAACCAUUACCAGAUCAGAAUACCCAAUGGCUCCAACCCGUACACCCUGAAGCUGUGCUUCUCCACCUCCUCCCACCUCUGAGAUGGAGAAGGGGAACACCCACUCCAGACCACUGCGCUGUUUACAUGGAACGAUGAAGAAGAAGAAAAGGCCACAGAACGCCAGACGAGAGAAGUAGAGGAGCGGAGGAGUGGAGGAAUAGAGGAGAGGGGGAUGAUAUAGACUGUCACAGCUCGUAGUGUGAGGACUCCAAGCGCAAAACACUCAAGAACCGUUUUUUCGUCUUUUUUCAGACUCUUACACAUUUUAUGUCAUCCUUUUCGACAGCUGAGUCUGGUAUAACCAGAAACUGACUGACAAAUCAUGAUAAAUGAGACGUGAUGAUGUCAUCGCAGCCAGUGGCACUGAUGCUGUGUUUCCCAGGGCAACCACAGAAAGAUGAAAUGAGACGAAUGUCUUUUUUUUUGGUCGGUUUUGGUCUCUAGCUUAUCACAUUUCUGUACUUCACAGAAUGUACAGACCGCAAACAUCUACAGCCUGUGAUUUAAUGUUCUGCUGAUAUUACUGAUUGAAAAAUUAGCUGGAUGAACCACUCGAUGAAUCUGAACUGAUGAACUGAACUGAACUGAUGGAAUGAGAGGCGUAUGAGGUGUAUGAGAUAUAUGUGUAGACCCUAAAAAGACAAAGAUAGAGGUGCCUGGGAAACGAGCGACCUGUUUAUAGGCUGUAAUUUAGAUUCUUCUAUGAUAUUUAUGUGUAUAGAUAGCGAGUGAGUCAUGAAGUCAUUUUGAGAAUUACUGGAGCACAUGGGGCCUGAUAUCAUAAACCAUAAGAAGAAGAAAAAACAGCAACAUGCUGUAACUUGCUUUAUGAUUGGUAAAGCUACUCAUCUUUAUUAGAUCUGGCCCCUGAUGCUUUAAUGAAUGAUUAAUAAUAAAUAAUGGUGGGAAUGAAGGAUUGGCUGCACAUCGCACUGUCGCUCCACAGCUAGACUUGACAGCUGAUGAAAGAUUUUAGAAUAUCUCCUGUCUGUCAGCGGGACGUCUACACGGUUUCAUGACGAGCACGUAGCAUUCUUUUUAAUGCACGCUGAGGCAUUCUCUGAGCGCGCUUGGCAGGCUUUAAACUGGGGCUGCACAAUAUGGAGAGAAUAGUAGUAAUGCAGUUAAUCACUCCUUGCUGUGGUAAGUGGUAAGAGUCAUCUUAAAUCUGAUCAGCCUGCAAAUACUUCUCAAAUAAAUUAAUUUGAAUAGUUUAUUAAUACUAUAACUGAAACUUAUUGAGGUUAUCGUUUACUUUCAUGUAUUGUAGUGAAAGGAUCAAUUGACAACUGGAACAACUGUUCUCAUUUCUAGUAAUUAUGCAGAUAAUUUAGUUUUUUCUAAAGAUAUUUUCUGCUAAUGAAAAAAUUUACUUAUGUACUUAUUACUAACGCAAUGGCUGCGUUAAGUUACAUAGUUUAUUAGUAGUAGUAUUCAAGUAUUCAAAUUCCAAUUCCAAUGAGAAAUAGAGUAAAGAGUAAAUAAUUACUGCAGUUAAUAUUAGCAUUGCAAUUAUAAUCUAACGUUAUAAGUUUUAAUGAAUCAUAAUGUUACAAAGUAGCAAUAAAAAUGAGUCACUCCAAUUAUUAAUACAAUACAAUCACCAUCACCCUAGUAAUUGAACAUGGUAAACAACUGGCCUGCUUUACUUUACUAAGCAAAAAUGGACUUUAUGGUGGACUUUAUGAUGAAUAUUAAGAUUACUUGAAACACCCACAAAAACAUCCAUCUGUAACUGAAGAAGGUACAUACAACAUAUACAGUAUUUUUCAAAUGAAUUGAUUUAAAUAAUUUAAUUCAAUAUUGUCACUAUUAAUCUUAUUUGAGAUAUUUUGUACUUGUUUUAAAUCUUCAUUUAAACAUGUUUUACUUUACUUGUUUUAUCUUUUUUAUUAAAAGGAUCCAUUGCGCUUAUUUUAAGGAAUUAUGCAGAUUAGUUUAGGAUUUUUUAAAAAUAAUUUACUUGACUAAAAGCUAACAAAACUGACAUGUUUUUUUAUUUUUUGCAUAAUUUUGCGAUAUCUUUAUUAUUCUGUAAAAUUGCAACUAUAACAAUAUGCUGUGCAGCCCUAUUCACACAUCGGCCUCAGAGAAGUGCUGAACUGCAAUAAUCCGGAUCCGGAAAGGCCUGGGGCUGAACUAAAAAAAGGAAGAAGUUGAUGUGUGAAAUCCUCACUUCAUGAUGUGUAGCUGUGGAGCACAGUGUGGGAGCAGGCAGUCAGGAGAGCAGGAGGAGCAGAGAGGAGCCGAGGAUCAUGUGUAUGGUAUUCUCUGUUUACUUGUCCAUGUGUGUAAUUGGCACUUCACCACAUCUGCAGUUCACUGUGAGCAUGUCCAGCCAUUAAACAUUUGCCAGUUGACAA
Messenger RNA from Astyanax mexicanus (Mexican tetra), 4199 nucleotides. RefSeq names its product heterogeneous nuclear ribonucleoprotein L-like. Bases 191 to 1876 code for a protein of 561 amino acids. The transcript has 13 exons. Gene Ontology annotation, molecular function: mRNA binding. Gene Ontology annotation, biological process: mRNA processing; regulation of RNA splicing. NCBI's taxonomy places the organism in Eukaryota, Metazoa, Chordata, Actinopteri, Characiformes, Acestrorhamphidae. The record is from RefSeq and is a predicted model, not a curated record. Gene Ontology annotation, cellular component: nucleus.